Messenger RNA from Aspergillus tanneri, 987 nucleotides. RefSeq lists its product as uncharacterized. The transcript has a single exon. Bases 1 to 987 code for a protein of 328 amino acids. The record is from RefSeq and is a predicted model, not a curated record. NCBI's taxonomy places the organism in Eukaryota, Fungi, Ascomycota, Eurotiomycetes, Eurotiales, Aspergillaceae.
AUGCCAAUUCUUUUUUGCCGUUCAAGUAGUCGACUCUUUGAAUCCACUCCCUGUCCAGCACGCUGCAUUAUCCCCACUGGUGAUCCUGAUGCCUAUGACCUUUACCCCAAAUUUCGCUGGGCUUACAACAAGCUUACGGUUGCCGAGCUACAAGGGAUCAAAUGUGGGCCGCAUGAGACUGAGCCUGAUCAUGAUCUCUAUCCUAUCUUCAGCAAGCCUAUUUACAACCUCGGAGGCCUGGGAGCUGACGCACGACUGAUAAGGACGCAGGAGGACUACUGGCGCUCCCAUACCCCUGGGCAUAUGUGGUCGGCUUUAUUGACUGGGAAACACUAUAGCACGGACAUCGCAGUAAUUGCGGGGAGACCAGUCUGGUUCGCUCAUACAAGGGGUAUGGCAGAUAAAGACCAAACAUGGGAUUACUGGGAGGUCAAUGUCACAGCAGAUUGUACUGUACAGCAAAACAUUGCCGCCUUCAUUGAGUCUCACGUGGCUGGAUAUACCGGGAUGGUGAAUAUGGAAACCAUAGGGGGGAAGAUAAUCGAGAUCCAUUUGCGAUUCUCCCCUCAGUGGCCGGAUUUAUACGGUCCUUGGUUUCUCCCUUCCCUUGUGGAUCUCUAUUGCGGUAAAGGAUGGACCGGUCCUUGCUUGGCCGAAGCAAAGACGCGAACGGGCUACAGUGUGCCUCUGUUUGGUGACGAGAAAUAUGCCCUGAUUAGCUCCACCAUAAAGCACGAACAAUUACGCGAAAUGGAAAUAGCGUUUAAUGUUAGCAGUAUCACAAUGGGGUAUGAUAAGACGAUGCCAAUGGAAGGUCGGACACGACCAACUGGUGGGUUUAGGCUGGCUUGGAUAAAUGGGUUUGACCUGGAGAAGUGCAAGUUUGCGAGACGCAUGUUUCAAAUUUAUUUGCACAAUCUGUUCGAUAUCCAGGUGACUGUAGAUCUCAAGGCACGGAGGGAGAGAAGGAAGCGAGAUUUCAGAUGA